UAUCGAUUUUCUAGCCAUCUGACGAAACUAAACGGCGUGUGCAUGUGGCAAGGAAUAUUGUUUCCGAUGUCAUCGCCGAAACGGUAAAUAAUAAUAUCUUCCCAGCCAAUACGGCAUAUACGAAUAAAAAAUUUCACGUUUUUUCGCGGACGAAAGUUAUUGCACCUGCGAGACGUUUUCCCGAGAAAAUAACUCGGAUUUGUGUCUUUAUUAUUGUAGUCAAUGAGUGAUUGAUAACUUUGCAUUUGGAGACGAGCGGAACAAACGCUGUCGUAUGAUAUGGCAUGGAAAUUGUUGGUUGUCCUUCACAAUUUCAUUGUAUUGGCGCACUGCUUGGACUGGUCGGGAAAAAUCUACCAGACGAACGCGGCUUUAGAAAAAGAAAACCUCAUGUUUUGUUACGAGUGCAAUACAAUGGUAAACGGGAAAAGCUGUAGUGAUUUUACAGACAAGGACGAUUAUUUGAGAUUCUCCACGAAAUGCACGGGAGAUAGAAAAACAUGCAUGGUGAAGAGAUAUUCGUACACGACGAGUAACGAGAGCACCACUUCCAGCCAACAGCUCUGGUCACUGGAACGCAACUGUUCGGGCAAAUGCGAAGACGGGUGCAUCGUGAUCGGUGAACGGAUCAAGAUCUAUGCGUGUCAAUCGUGUUGCGAGUCACCGCUGUGCAACGUGUCCAACGGAUCCGACCGUCGGUCCUCAACUCCGUCGUUUGUCGUUUGUCUUGCGUUUUUGUUCUUGCUCUUGAGAACCGCCGUCGAUCAACUGCAGUUGCCGCCGUCGAAACGACCGUCCGCCACACUCUUCUCCACUUCCGAGUCCUCCUUCUCGUCCUCUCCCUUCCACUUGUCAUCAGACACUAGAUUAACCACAAAAAUCAUUAAAUAUUUUAUAUUUUUAUCAUCAUCGAUCCAUCAUCUGUUCACCUCACAGUUUGUCGCUUUCGACACAUCCCCGGUACAUUUUUUUUCCCUAAAAAACUAAAUAUCAUAUUAUAAAUAGAUAUUGUUAAAAACUAAAAAGAAUAGUAGGUACGUACCUACUUGGAUAUAGUAAAUACGUAAAAUAGGUAUAUAACGCCUACCAUAAUAUACAAUACAUUUACCUAUUACCUAUACUAGAAGACAUCAAAGGGGCCGAAAUAGGUAACUUAAACUCGUUGACAAAAUACUGAUGAGUGUUGAAUGAUGGUCCCCUUCCCUAAACAAAUUUACACUUUUAACUAAUUAAUAUCGAAAUAUUAUAGUAUCGGAUGAGGAUAAUCUUUAUAUUGUAUCACAUGAUUCACAUGACACGUGUCAUAGGUAAAACACAUUUUUAUCUGUAUUAUAAUAUAUUAUAUGAUUUUGAUAAAUAUUUUUUGAUUUACUGUGCCAACUAAAAUAUUAUUGGUACCAAUCUACCUUUUACAUAACGUCAUAACAUUAUAUAAAAUAAUAAACUACCUACCUAUGUCUUUUUCGUAAUCUAUUUUUGAAAAUCAACCAUUUUUGUUUCCUUUAAAAAUGUUCUUCGUUUUUGUAGCUAUUUGGCAUUUGCCUAAUGCAGUAAUGCCACUACCUAUCUGGCUAUCUCUGAUAUAGAUUCUAUAUUGUAAUAUAGUAUUAAUAAAUAAUUCCUAUACCUAUAAUAUGUUUCAUUAAUUAUUUGUACACAUUUGUGUAUGUUACUUAUCUAGGCACCAAUUAUUGACUAGGUAUAGUACAAGCUAGACUUGUAAACUUUACAAACAUAUUUUAUAACUGUAAUUGGCGGGUAUAUAACUUUUUUUAUUAAUUACCACCUCAGUUAGCACUUAGUGCCGCACUGCUAUCGCUGUGCAUAUUGAAUAGGUAAGUAAAUUGUAAUUAUAUAAUUUAUCAUUGCCGCAUUGCACAAAAAAUUAAUUAAUUAAAUGGUUCAAUAAUAAAAUUGAAUGGACCAACCAAUAUACAUAUUGUGGUCCCUAAAUCUUGCUUAAGGAAUCACCAGCUCACUAUUGAUUUAAUACAAAUUUAGCAAUUGUUCUUGCAACUUGCCACCCGACAUAUGUAAGUAUGUUAAGUAUUAAAUUAUGUCAUAAACAGAUAAACUCAUAAUAUACUAUAAAUGAAUUCUGGAAAAAAUGGCAAGAAAUAGCAAAGCAAAUUCUUACCUAUUAUUGUUAAAAUAUAAAAUAUGUAUUAGGUAGUUACUAGUUAACUAAUGACAUGUUCAGGAAGUAGGCAACAUAAGAACAAUCAAUACAUUGUAUAUAUAAAUUAUUUUAAAUUAAUAUUUAUUUGGUAAUAUUUCAAAACAUUUAACAUAAUUGGUAGUAUUCAAUGAGUUAGUUGUGUAAUGAUCAUCACAGACAAGUUUACCUAUUUCCUGUUAAUCAGAAUAAAGGAUGAUUUUUAAAUGCUUACUACAACGGUAACGCUCAUAAAAUUAUCUCACAUUAAAGUACACCAUGUUUUAAAAAUUGAAGAAAGUUUUACAAAUAAAUAAAUACAUCAGAAUUUAAAUUUAAUUGUAAUAAACCCAUCGUACCAACACAUUUUAUAUCAAAAAGUUAUACAAACAAAAUAUAUUUCUGUUAAUACGAAAAAAUGAACCAUUGACAUUUUUUUUUUACCAUCACAACAGUAUUUAAAGUCAAAUUAACUUAGUCAACUUGAGUAAUUUAUCAAUCAUUAUAGUGCCUACAAAAACAAUAUAAUUUUGUUAAUCCCAUUGUAUAAAAAUACAAGUGAUUAAACAUUGGCUUAUUUGUGGUAACUAGAAAUUUAAUUGUGGAAGACUUUUGGAACAUGUUUUUCAUUACAAUUACUAAUAAAAUUUGAAAUUGAGUCGAUUAAAAAUCUAAUAUUUUAUAUAGGGACCCAAAUGGAAGUAUACUAUAUACUCUUAAGUUAAGUACACAAUGAAUGUUUUCACUAUGAAAAUGGUUAAAAAUAAAUAACCGAACAUCAUACAGUACUUUAUUAAACAAUAGGUAAGUAUUAAAAUAAGUUUCUUUUAAACAAUUACAUAAUUUAUCUGAAAAUAGUUAUCAUUUUAUUAUUUGAUGACAACAAAAUACCUAAUUUCUUAUUAUAACUAUUCAGAAAAUGUUGUACUCAUCUUUACUUUUAUCAAUAAUGAUUUCAUACGGUAAAAAAAAAUUUGUUUAGUUAUAAUAUGAACACAUUUAAGUAUUUUCAAACAAA
Messenger RNA from Myzus persicae (green peach aphid), 3173 nucleotides. RefSeq lists its product as uncharacterized. The record is from RefSeq and is a predicted model, not a curated record. The transcript has 3 exons. Bases 280 to 987 code for a protein of 235 amino acids. Lineage: Eukaryota; Metazoa; Arthropoda; Insecta; Hemiptera; Aphididae.